Molecule: messenger RNA, 1594 nt
Organism: Thamnophis elegans (Western terrestrial garter snake)
Lineage: Eukaryota; Metazoa; Chordata; Lepidosauria; Squamata; Natricidae
Gene: KRR1
Product: KRR1 small subunit processome component homolog
Exons: 10
Coding region: 43-1191 (382 amino acids)
Cellular component (GO): small-subunit processome; nucleolus
Molecular function (GO): RNA binding
Source: RefSeq, a predicted model, not a curated record
CUGAGAGGCGGAGAUUCCGCGCCGCCGCGAAGUGAGAGCAGCAUGGCGGCCUCUGGGAAGGCUCAACGCCGGAAACGCGGAGCUGCGACCCAACUCCCCAAGACCGACAACGCGGCUCCAGAAGAUGAAUCAGGACUUCUCACAGUUCCCGAUGGAUGGAAAGAACCACCUUUUACCAGAGAAGAUAACCCUAAAGGGCUUCUGGAAGAAAGCAGCUUUGCUACUCUUUUCCCUAAAUACAGAGAAGCUUACUUGAAGGAAUGCUGGCCAUUAGUGCAGAAAGCUUUGAAUGAACAUCAUAUAAAUGCAAUUUUAGACCUAAUUGAAGGAAGCAUGACUGUCAGCACAACAAAGAAGACCUUUGAUCCAUAUAUCAUCAUCAGAGCCCGAGAUUUAAUAAAACUUAUAGCCAGAAGUGUUCCAUUUGAACAGUCUGUACGUGUCCUUGAAGAUGAUAUUGCAUGUGACAUCAUUAAAAUAGGGUCCUUGGUCAGAAAUAGAGAAAGAUUUAUAAAAAGAAGGCAAAGGCUUAUUGGUCCAAAUGGAUCUACUCUAAAGGCGCUAGAAAUAUUAACCAGCUGCUAUAUCAUGGUUCAGGGGAACACUGUUUCAGCUCUUGGACCUUUUAAUGGUUUAAAAGAGGUUAGGAAAGUUGUUUUGGAUACCAUGAAGAAUAUUCAUCCGAUAUAUAAUAUCAAGACACUAAUGAUUAAGAGAGAAUUAUCAAAAGAUCCUGAAUUAAGAUUGGAAAACUGGGAACGUUUUUUGCCCAAGUUCAAGCAUAAGAAUUUGAACAAACGGAAGGAACCAAAGAAGAAAAAUGUCAAGAAAGAAUACACUCCCUUCCCACCUCCACAACCAGAGAGUCAGGUUGAUAAAGAAUUAGCAAGUGGUGAAUAUUUCUUGAAAGAAAGUCAAAAGAAGCGUAAGAGAAUAGAAGAAAUAAAGGCAAAGCAAGCAGAAGCAAUUAACAAGCGACAAGAAGAGAGAAAUAAAGCUUUUAUUCCACCUAAAGAAAAGCCUGUUGUAAAACCAAGGAAAACGACAACUGAAACAAAGAUUGAUAUUGAUGCAAUUAAAGAAAAGAUUAAAAAAGCAAAGAAGAAGAAGCUUGGAGCACUACCAGAAGAAGAAGUUAAAUUAAAAAUUGCAGCAGGUGAAAAGAAAAAGAAACCAUCUUUAAAGCUAUAGCACUUCACUUUUUGCAAUGAGGAAAGCUAUGAACUCAGCUAAUGUAGAAGAUGAAAAGGUGAAUUCCUGAAGGAAGAAAGGAAAAAUACCUUUCCAAAUUUUUAACCUAAAACUGACAUCUUGCUCUGUUGUAUUUUAAGCAAUAUGGGAAAUAGUUCCAUACAUGUGAUAUCCAUUAGAAUAAACAAUUGACUUUUAGCUGUUGGUGUAAAAGUGGCAGUAUACACAGGAUUAUCAUUGAGAAGAUUUUAUGCAGUAUACAAAGACUUACCAACAAACUUGGAUUUAUUUGUUUUAUUGCAUGGGACUCUGAAAAAUUGUUAUCUAGAACAUUACAAAAAAUAACAGGUUUUCUGAGUGGCAGCUGAAACAUUUUCUAAAUAAAUGUAUAUUGUUUCAUUAA